Molecule: messenger RNA, 2388 nt
Organism: Lineus longissimus
Lineage: Eukaryota; Metazoa; Nemertea; Pilidiophora; Heteronemertea; Lineidae
Product: leucine-rich repeat-containing protein 42-like
Exons: 5
Coding region: 648-2120 (490 amino acids)
Molecular function (GO): protein binding
Source: RefSeq, a predicted model, not a curated record
UGGCUUAUCCCCCUAUUUUACGCCUAUUUUACGCCUUCUACCCCUAUUAUAGACAUGUACUCAAGGGCCUGUGGUGUGAUGUCAAAUAUGUCAAAGAAAUCAAUAGAUGAGAUGAUCAUAAUCUGGAAUGUUUAUCAGACGACUGUAACAAGACUUAGAAGAAAGUUUUUUCAGUAUUUGAAUUAGUUUUCCUUCAUAAAGCAGCAUGUCAACCGUGCAUAAUAAGUCAGAUUGAGGUAUGUCUAUUGAAGCGAUGCAUGAUCGUACAAGUUUGAACAACUUGACAUGAAACAGGUUUUCGCACGUAGGCGUUUGCUCUGUGUUGUUGUUUUUUUGCAUAUGUGUACACCUCGGUCGAAAGUAAACGAACACUUGAAAUUUCCACAUAAUAUCUUCUAAAAUAUUGGGGGGUUGGAGGGUUGGGGGGUGGUGGUAGCCCUUUUCAAGAGAAAGGAGCGAUACACUACAGUGCAAAAGUGGUUAAUUUCUAAAAGUUAAUGCACUUUGUCAAUUAAAACGAAUACAUUACAUGCAAAAAACUUUUAUCACGCAGUCCAUGAUGUCACCUUGACCAUGUAGUCUGGACCAUGGACAUUGUUACUGAAAGGUGAAAAUCCCCUGGGCCCGGGUCCCAAAAAAGAUUUAGGAUGGAUGAUGUCCUGCUUGACUACGGUGAUGUUCUAACAUCUUACAUGAACGCAGCAAGAGGAUCCUCGUCUCAAUCAUCGCAGCUACAGCAGAGAAUUCGAGAAAAGAGGAAGACAGCUGAUGACCCUGAAGGCGUGCAUGAGAAAGGAUACAAGAGAACUAAGUUUAAUGCACGUCGUGAUAGCAGUCUCGAACAAGUGUCGUCUGCUAGUCAAAAUGAGAACUUGUGGCAGCCAAUUUAUAAAGGUUCCAAAUCGACAACAAGGCCAGCACAACAAGAACAAUAUGACAAACCCUCUUGUGAAUCACAAGACGAUCAAAACUUGGAUAUGAUGAGUCAAAAUCCGUUAUCGUUGUUCGAAAUCUGUACAAGUUAUGUUGCUGAGAAUGUCCUUCUUGUUGACUCAUUUGUUGGAUUUCCGGAUGAUGUUGGAAGGAAGAUAUUUGCAAGCUGCGAAUCAAAGAAAGUGUUUGAUUGUUUAGAAUCCAAAUCGAUUGGUGCUAUGACGCUUUUUGAUGAAGCAUACUGCGAUGCUGUUCUGCCUUCAUUGGACUUGACUGGUUGUCAUCGCGCUCUCGGGAUUCACCUGGAACACUUUGUGAUAUUCACUCACCUGGUGGAAGUGGACUUGACCUCCUGCAAGCUAGGUGAUGAUCAUGAUAUGCUUUCAUACUUGGCGACAUUGACUUGCCUGACCUGCCUGGGUCUAGCAGAUAAUGCUCUGACAGAUGACGGUGUGCAACGUCUGACCGCACCUUUGAGAAUGUUCGGCAAGGGACCAACAUCACUUCGAUAUCUCAUCCUCAGUGGGAAUUCAACCAUCACCAAACGAGUUGUCCGUUACCUCAAAUGCUUCAAAGAUUUGCAGCAUUUAGAUCUGUCUGGGACAAGUCUAACGAUUGCAGACUUGCCCUUUCUGUAUGAUAGUCUCAAGAUGACCUUGUCCAAGUUGACCUCGACCAAGUAUCCUCUAUGUAGCACUGAAGGAUGGGCGGCUAAUAUUGUUGAUAAAUGGAAGCACCACACGGCUGAACCCUGCUCCAGUAAACCCAAAGGCACUGCCAAACUGUCGAAUAUGUCUGGAUUUUAUGGAAGAAAGAAACCAGCUCCAAUGCCAUGCUCCUCGCCAGCAACUAGAGACUUUAAACCAAGACUUUUAGUCACAAAAGCAAGUUCUAGUGAGAGUACAAGUGACAACAUUCUCAUUCAGAAAGCUAAGAAGGAUCUUGUGAAUAACAAUGUCGGCAAAAAGCUAGGAGGUGGUUUGAAAAUUUCUAAAGGAGCUGCAGAUUCUCCCGAUUUUGUACGGAAAAUGAGAAUGAAGUGGAUCGCUAGCAAUCGGCAGACAUCUGGUGAUGGAAUAGUUGAUGAAAAACAAAAUGAGAACUCAGAUUUACUGUCCACUUACACGCGGAGUGGCACUGAGGCUAAGAGUCCGAAGUCGUUGUGGGAAGCCAUGAGUUCAUGGUGAAUACGGGAGUCAAUAUAGGAUGCCAUGCCUGAGAGUUCGUUCUGGCUUUGCUGAUUUGUGUAUGCAUUGUCGGGAAGUGGUUCUCUGCCAGGACUGGGCAAUUAAAACCAUUGAACUCUGAUGUGGAUGAUUUCGUGUCUCCGACAUUGAUGAAAUUGGUGACUGCCCUAGUCUAAAAAGUGACUUUACAUGCACUUUUUCUUGUGUCAUUUGUUCUCAAAUAAAAUUUUACUGUCAUAUAUGUUAAAUUUUCUUUAAAAAUAUACAA